AUGAAGAAGGGCAGUUUGAAAGUAGGCACUAGGAACUAUUAUAAACCUCAGGACCGGACUUCUGAUAGUAAUUUGGGUGGUAAUGGAAGCGCAAAGAAGCUACAAGCGAAGCGUAAGAAAGCUGUUAAGCAACAAUUUGUUUCUAAAAAGGAAUACAAACUUCCAAUUGGAGCUAAACUUAAACGAAACAGAGUCAUUAGUGAAAAAUAAUCAGAACAAUAUUGCUAAAGCCAGGGCAUCCUCGAACAAGAAUAAUGGUAGGAAAAGGUUGUUUAACCAUGUUCCGAGUGCAAGCAAUUUUGAUAAAAAUUCUCUGAGAGCUGCUUCUAAUCAGACGAAUUCUAGGGAAAAAUCUGCUUCAAGAAGAAUAAAAAUGACUUAUAAUCAAAAUGCCCUAGUUGGUGGUUGGGCAGGGAAUGCAGAUAUUAACUUAGCAACUUUGCAGAAUACCAGAAAUGUUGAUGCCAAAUUCACCAGAUCUAGAAUUCCUAGUAAAAUACCGAAGAUCAGUCGUCACUCAGAGGCCAAUACUGCAUAUUCAAGUAAGAACAAGAGGAGAGACGGAAACUCUAUGGAUAAGAAGCUCAUCCCAAUUCAGUAUGAGAGAUCGAAUACUCAAGGAAGACUGAAGCAGAACUUAUUUUCACCGAAGGAAAAGACCAUUAAACAAGGUAUUGACUCUGACCGUAGUUUCAACAGUAGUCUUGUUAAAGCAAAUAAUGAAAUCUCCAUUUUGAGAGAUGAACUUAAGAAGAAAAACUCUGAAUUAAUGAAAUUAAAAUAAAUUUCGAAAAUUUCCAGACAAAUGUAAAACACCGAUGUCCCAAGUUGAAGGGCAAAGCCCCAAGAAGGGAUUCACUGCAGGGCGGAAGAGAAGGACUCAUUCCAGGCUGACCACUGGGAAUAAGAGAAAUGUAAAUCUUGAUUCAGAAAGAUCAAAUUCUCAGUCAGAUGAUUAUUAUGAAACUGCAAAGGUGUCUUCACAAUCUUCAUAUAGUAACAGUAUUUAUUCAAAAGGGAUCACAAAGAUAAAGUCUAGUCAGAGCUGAAGAAAUAUUGAGCAGGAGAAUGUUGCUCCUUCUUUCCAUAAUCAUAACAAUCUGUGUGCUGUAAAAGAGAGCGAGGAGGAACAGAUGACUGAGACCUUUACUAAGUUGAACAAAAAGUUCUCCCAGCCUCAACAGAAGGAGAUAGGGAAGAAAAACACACCUAGGCAGAAUGCCAAGAUUGUAGACGGUGUAUCUAAAAGCAGCUCCAAAAAGCUACAAUAUGAAGGCUCACAAACAAGUUAUAAGUCUAAACAAAAUAGUAAAGGUGGAAGCUCAGCUCGAGGGAAUAACACCACCAAGGCAAAGAGGAAGUCUGAAGAUGGCUCUAAUCCACCCAAAAUGAAAAGAAAUAUAAACUUGCCUAGUAUAAAGAAGAAAGGGGAGAUCAAAUUUGACCAUAGCCUUGUAGGAUUUGCUACCAGGUCUUUGUCUAAGAAAGGCACUCUUACAAUUCAGAAGGCUAAAUUAAGCUCUUCUAAGGGUGGUGCUAAGAAUGAUAAUUUGAAUUCCUCACAGAAGAGUGGGCUUAUUAACGUCUCCAAAAAGUAUCAAUAUCGAGGAAAGAGAUUGAAUAUAGACGCUCAGAGUAUUGCAAGUUCUGGGAAGUCACAAAUGACAACUGAAUCUUUAAAGAAUCAUCAAAAUUUUCACACAAAGAGUGGGCCUAUUCAGACCCAAGAAAUUUUACAAACUAAGUCAAACAAUGAAAAUAAUUUAAAACAAGGAAGGAAGCUAAAAUUGAUGGAUUAUCGUCUAAAGGGGAUGACAUCUCCUUCAAAUACUGGGAAGGCACCUCCUUCUAUUGGAUUCAACACGAAUAAUGACUUCUCGUCAACUGUGCAGAAAUCGACCUCUCGAGUGCUGACCAGCAGGCAGGCAAGCUCCAGAGGAAGUCUGAAGCCGAUAGUGCAGUCAAAAUCAAAGAAAGGUCCAAAAUUGGCUAAAACUACUGUAAAAGUAGCAAAAUCAAAACCUUCAGAAAAGAAAGAAGAUAAGGAAAUAAUUCAGAAGAGGCUGGCACUCCUCAAUUUCGAUGAAGAAAAUGGUCAGAUUGAUAAUGAGAGAGAACUCAAGAAGAAAGAAGCUAAGGCUCAAUUAAACAUCAGUGAAAGCAUGGCAAAAUCUCAAGAAGGCCAAGAUGAGCUUGAUAAAAAGGAAGAAAGUACUAAAGAUAAUGUAAAAAAUAAGAUCUUGAGUAUCGACAGUAAACUCUCUGGGUCAAUGUUUAAAGAUAAUGCCAAAGAAGAGGAAGAUGAAGAUCAUGAGUAUAUGUUACUCCAACCUACACACUACAUGCUUGAGCAUCCUAUGUACCAAGAGACGAAACAAGAGGAGACUAAAGAGGUCGAGGAGCACAAAGAGGAUGAUUUAGUUCAUUGUUUCAUGGAUAAGAAAGACAGAAAGAAGAAAGAGCAUAAGUUAAACCUGAAGUUUGAAGCUGAGGACAUGUGUAAUCUCCAAGAUAGUCAUAGUUCUGUGGCUCUGAACAAAACUUUAGAGUUUAAACCAAUGAAGCCAGUCCAUGGGUCUCUGUAA
Moneuplotes crassus is the source of this 2585-nucleotide messenger RNA. The record is from the annotation of a GenBank genome assembly. NCBI's taxonomy places the organism in Eukaryota, Ciliophora, Spirotrichea, Euplotida, Euplotidae.